UAGUGGCAGAAUGAUGUGGCAGGCAGAAAUAAAUAUAAACCCGGGAACUUCUAACUACGUUUUAUAUUUAGGUAUUAAAUAGAAAAUGAAUAUCUGUGAAAUUCUACUAAAAGCGAAGUCCAUUUCGCAUAUAUCUUGUACAUUUUUUGUGACAACCUUUGUGACAACAGUUUGUUUGGUAACAAGCAAAAAGCCACACACCCAGCGACUGCAAGCAACUUGGCGUCUUGAGUGCGAAUUAGGAAUUAUCUCUGACCUGGAUUGCCCCAUAGAUGGGUGUUGGUCUCCGUGGGCACCUUGGUCAGCUUGUCACGGAACUUGUGAUAACGUGGGACACCGAAAAAGAACACGGGAGUGCAACAAUCCAUCGCCUUCUAAAGAUGGCAUGCCUUGCAGUGGCCCGGACGAACAAAUCGAGUCUUGUUAUUUAAUAAACUGCACUACCAACGAUUAUCGAAGGAUAGUUGAAGGAGAUAUUCCCAGAGCACAAGCAUUAAAGCAACUGGAAGCUAUGCCAGGAUUCAUGGAGAGAUGUCUCCAAAUGGAAUGCCCUUUUGAAGCUGUUGAGGCCGCUCUGGCGCUAGAAAACACUUGGCAGUUAAAAUCCGAAGCUCUGUGGAGUGCUCUCCAAUGCGUUAAACACAACAUUGGUUGUCUCGUAACAGGAGAGUGGGGUGCAUGGAGCCCAUGGUCACCUUGUGGAGCACGUUGCGGCAAAGGCCGGCGGUGGAAAACUAGGCAAUGUGAUACACCCCCUCCCUCGGCAGCCCAUUUAGUAUGUUCAGGGACUCCCUUACAAUAUGAAGAGUGCGAAGGUGACCAAUGUGCAAUUGAUGGAGAAUAUACGCAAAAUAGUGUAAGCGGAUCGUGGAGUGAAUGGGGUGAGUGGUCUAAAUGUUCGGAAAAAUGCGGAUCCGGAAUUCAACGAAGGAAAAGAACUUGUAUAGAAAAAUAUAUUUCUGAUUUUGCUAUUACUUGGGGUACACAUUGCCGUGGGCAAUACGACGAAUUGCAAGAGUGCGGUAAUAAACAAUGUGUACUUAAUGGGGGAUGGUCCGGCUGGAGAGCUUGGGGGCCAUGCUCACAGUCUUGUGGUGCAGGAAGGCGAUCGAGGACUAGAUCCUGUACAAGACCUGUUCCCUCCGGUAAUGGAAGUGACUGCGUCGGGCCUAAGGUCGAAGUAGGAUCAUGCCACCUGCAACCCUGUGAAGUUUAUACCCACAUGAUUGGUGCAUUUAACGGUGAUUCCUUUUUACAGUACCACUUCCCACGCAAAAGAUCUACGUUCUUCCAUUUUUAUAUUCGUUUCAUGCCACUUUCUCCUCAUGGGAAUCUGAUACGUCGCGGAACGUCACAAAAUCCUCUUAUACGGGUUAGUUUACAUAAAUGGCAUGUGUGUUUAGAUGUAAAUGGAGUUGUAAAAUCUUGUAGUGUUCCCCGUAUGUGCUCUCCGACUGGUCUAGAACCCGUCACAUGGAACACGCUUGUGAUUACUGUGACCAAUGAAGCCGUUAAUAUGGGACUAAAUGACGCUCAAGCUUCUAUUCGCGGUUCGUUUCCUUGUGAUCCACAAUUCACAAACGACGUGAUGAAUAUAUACAUCGGUGAAAGAUUGCACGGUGAAGUUCAAGAGCUUAUCCUUAACUUUAUUCCAUUAAAUAUGAUUAUCGAUCGUGAACGGAGGUCUGACCGGAAUGACUUCUUUCCUAGUUUAGCAUCCAAUAUAGCCUACGAAAAAGCUAACAUGGAAGAAGCAUAUUUGAAUAUUCAAGAAGAUCAAUAUUUACGUCUGCCAUGUUUUCAAGCACAAGAUGAAUGGCAAUUAGAAUUAACAAUUAAAUCUAAACGAGAAGCGGGAUCAAUUCUUUUUUUACCAAGCAAAGAAAAUAACAAAUGGUUCUACAUAGCUUUACAUAACAUGAGAGUAAAAAUAAAAUUUGAGAACGACGACUUCAAGUCUGAAACAACAAGCUCAACUGACUGUCUUCCGGAUCAGUGGCUUGACAUAAAUAUUGUUAAAAAAAGGGAAACAAACACAAUAGAAGUUUCAUUAAAUUCUGGGGAACGCCUCCAUGUACUUCUGAUGGACGAUGUUAUAGACAACCGAGAAUCCCGUGAAACCGUUAAAUCAUUUAGUAUCUUAAAUAAGCGGUUGGUAGCAAAACAAUCUAUAAAUAAACAAUGUAAAAUAUAUUGUGAUAAUGAAACAAGGCCACAAGAAAUAUGUUCCGAUGAAUUUUUUAUUGGUGGACUGCCUGUAGACAUACAAAAUAGUUUAUCCGAAGAUUUCUCACCUUUUGCAGGCGUAAUAGCAUCGGUGAGAGUAAAUAAAAAAUUACUAGAUCUCCAUGAUUAUACUAUUGAAAGAGAAAAAGAUGGUGUCAUACAAGUUUCUUCGCGAACAGCUAGUAUAUCCGGUUCGUAUCACGAAACUGCUUGGGGCGAAUCGAACAAACUUAAUUUGACUUGUCUUUAUGCUCGCAACUCAAGAUCACCGCGUACUGCAUAUUGGCUUUAUAUGGACACUGUACUACAAUUUAACAAAAAUGUUCGAUCUGCUGAUGAUGGACGAAUAUUAAGAUUAAUUAUCACAGCCGACAAUAAUCUUAAAGGUUUUUACACUUGUCGAGCGCGUGGUAAUAUGCGAACACGAAAUUUUGUAACUUAUGGGUUGCUUGGAAAAAUUAAUUAUAAACUUUCACAACCCGACAGCAUUACUAUUAUAGCCGUCUGCACAACUUUUGCUCUUGUGAUAUUUACCUUAGCAUGGCUUAUACUAGAAGGUUACUAUGACAUCUGUAACGGAUACGGAUUUUAUCGCGAUGCACACCUAAGUCCGGAAGAGGAAGCCGAGGUAGUAUGUAAGUAUAUUGAUCGAAAUACCCAUCUUAUUGGAUCUGAAAGUGCCGUCAAUUUAGCUAAAGCCAACGCUAGGCGUAGAGGUAAGCGCCUAGCCAGUAGAGCGAGUUUUGGAGCUCAAGAGCCAGAAGGUAUUUUAAAAACAGAAAAGGAAAUGGAAGAGAUGUUUAGUGACUGCGCAGCGAAUGAACCAGAAGGGCUGCCCGCUCUACCGGAAAGCAACAUUUUAGACAUAGAACCAUCACAUGAAGUGUACAGAUGUGAGCAAUCAUAUGUUAGCUCGCCGCGCCACGGUUCAAACAUAACAUCACACGGGAAAAAAAUGACAUCAUCUUCUUCCGUCGAUACUUCACCCAGAGUCCUGUGCUCCCGAUUACUAAUGACGAAGUAUAAAUGUUCACCUAAAGAAAGUGGCCCGAAAAAGAUUUCAAAUCGUGGUUGUUGCCUAGAUAAAAGAGAUAACUCUAGAUUAUUAACCAUACGAUCUUCAUCGAUAAUCAACGAUCUUCAACGAUCGCCGGUGCAAAGAGUUCUACAAAAGUUUAAAGAUCUAAAAAGUGAGAACGCGUAAUUCAUCAGUAUCACAGAAGCCUUCCGUACAUUGGCCUCGGUGGGCGAAAUUGCGCCAAAAUACAUUAGGAGACGCGGCAAGUAUUAUACUUAAAUAAAAUAGGCCAUGUUUAAAUAUUGUAAAAUAAUUUAUUUUUAAAAUGGAACAAUAAAAUUUAUUUCAUUAUUUUUAUAGAUAAAAUAAACGUGUAGUUUAGAUUGUUACAUAAAAUGUCAAAAUAUAAUAAUUAUUCGUAAUAAACUGUUGUAAAAGCAGCAGCGGACGGCGCGGGGCGGGGCGAUAUCACCAUUUUAUGAGGGUCACCUUUCUCUGAUAUAUUUUAUUUUUCACGGAUUUGAAUCCCAGAGAAGCCCAUGAAAGAUAAAUUUAACCAAUAAAGAGCGCGAGCAAAGCGAGCGGAAAUUUUUUACCUUAAAUUUUAUUGAGCUGAUUUUCGUCAAAUCUUUAAUUUACUGAUCAUAAAAUUUGGAAUUACUGAAGGAAUUCUCAAGAGCCGAAAAAGGGGGUAUUUGGCGCGUGCGGAGCCACCAUUACUUGAUCAGUCUGCGCUUUUAUCUACCGAUUAGCUAAUUUUUCCCCAUUACUCUCUCAUCAUUUUCUCUAAAUCAAUGGGGAGAACUGGGAGAUGUUACGCUAUAAAUACCAUACCGCGAGUGUGGGAUCGAAGGAUUUCAAGAACAUCAAGUUGCGGUUUUGUUUGUCCUUCCUUGAUACACGAUCGCGGGUAUCGCGUCCAUAAUAUUAAUAGUGUAACAGGCCCCAAUGCAAAGUAGCUUUGUACAUUUCAGCAUAACUGAGUCCCAUUAAUCCAGAUAAUAAUGAGUUUUCCAAUGAUAAUAAUAAUACUUAGCUGGUAGCAUUAUAAAAUUGCUUGUUAUUAAUAUUUUAUUUUAUUUUUAUUUUAUUCCUUUAUUUGUAAACAACAGCGGUACAAUUAUUAUAAUUUUACAU
Molecule: messenger RNA, 4381 nt
Organism: Maniola jurtina (meadow brown)
Lineage: Eukaryota; Metazoa; Arthropoda; Insecta; Lepidoptera; Nymphalidae
Exons: 1
Coding region: 86-3430 (1114 amino acids)
Source: RefSeq, a predicted model, not a curated record